Penaeus vannamei (Pacific white shrimp) is the source of this 368-nucleotide messenger RNA. The record is from RefSeq and is a predicted model, not a curated record. Lineage: Eukaryota; Metazoa; Arthropoda; Malacostraca; Decapoda; Penaeidae.
GAACGAAAGGUUGUCAGUGUCGGUGUCAGUGUUGGCAGUGUCGUUCUAGCGAUGUUGAGUGACGGAGAGCGCGACCCUCUCCCGAUGAAACAUGUGUUGUGACUUCCUUACUGAAAUGGUGACGACAGAAAGAUGGGGAACAUAAAGAACAUUAGUGAACUGCUUCCCGACGAGCCCAUAAAGGACCCCUUCGAGGAUGAGAUUCACUUCAACAACACAGUACGGGAAUAUAUCCUGUUCCUGGUGCUGCUGCUGCUGCUGUCGGUAGCAUCGCACGUGGUGGUGCUGCGGUAUCGGCGGAGAGAGGCAGCGCACCUGCCGCCGCCCCGACACACCGACGACGACGAGGCCCCGUGGACCGCAUCGCG